AUGUGUCCCUUGAGGAUAACACAAACCCUCAAGAAAACUUUCUCUUCUGAUUUCCUUACACAUGUCGACGACGACCAACUUUGCUGGUUUACCGAUGAAAUGGGAAAACAAGAAAAUUUAAUUUCGAUCCUAAAAGAUAGAAAUUACAUAUGUAAGCAUGGUCAUGGGAUAGUUUCACCUAUCGACGAAAACUUUUUAAACAAAUAUCGACUCAAGCAAUGGAAACCCUAA
Molecule: messenger RNA, 231 nt
Organism: Clunio marinus
Lineage: Eukaryota; Metazoa; Arthropoda; Insecta; Diptera; Chironomidae
Source: the annotation of a GenBank genome assembly